This is a messenger RNA of Paramuricea clavata, 2238 nucleotides long. Lineage: Eukaryota; Metazoa; Cnidaria; Anthozoa; Malacalcyonacea; Plexauridae. The record is from the annotation of a GenBank genome assembly.
AUUUCUUGGUUGGUUCAAAGAAACAUUUUCUUACGAGAAGGUAUGUAUAUGAUUUUAGGAUAAUUUUACUUAUAAUUCGUUAAUGAUAACAGAUCAUUAUAUGGGGGUGAUUUAUCAUGAAAAAUGCAUGGUUAGAAAGUACUUAAACGGUUUCGACAUGUGAUAUGAUUUAUUGUUUGAUAACUCUGUGGAAAACUGACAAUGUGUAUAAAUAUGAAAAGUGUUCAGCCAAUUGAACGUCUUCUCCUGUGGCAGACAUUAACCCACGCAGACAAAUAAAGUUUUCUUGUGAACAGUCAACAAGUCUUCCUUCACAAAUUCCGUUGAUAAUUUUACUUGACUCUUCUUGUUUCCCAAAAUAUAAUUGAUGUAUAAACUAGGUUUCUUAAGCCCGAGUGAAAAUUGGUUUCUUAAUGGUUUAAAGGCAUUUAAUUUGCAACGCCGCAGGUAUGAAUUUCAACGGAACUGCUGGCGUUUUCCCAACCGCACUCCAAAGUUUGACUUCAAAAUUUAAUAUAAUUCCACUCUUUUACUCUGGCACAACGUUCUGACAAUGUUGGAGAGCUUUAAAUUUGAUUACAAGUACAACUGUACAAAUAUAGAAGUGGACGGACUCGUCAAUUGCGCGCUAAUCACGCCAUAUUUCGCUGUUUCCAACGUCACGGUGUAGACGGUAGCGAUAAAACAAUUUAGAAAAUUAGCAUAUGCGCGCACGUGAAAAACAUAUGUCGCGCAAUAUUUUAAUAUCUUACUUUGUCAGUUCAAAUCUAGUUCAUCGCGAACGCGACAGGGUUGGAGAAGUCUCAAUGAAAACUCACGCGUCUUUGGUGAACUAUUGACUUUGAAUCAAAUUUAUUUUUCAGAGCAAUUGUUAGACAAAUGAAUAUAGGUGCUAAUUGAGUGAUCUACAACUCCUCCAAAUCUAUGUUCUACGUUCAAACGUGGGAGUCCAAUGUCACAAUGUGCAUUAUUAAAAUUCUACAUUAAACUGCUGCAUUUUAUGUAUGAAGAAAUUCUGACACAACCGCGGCAGCUGAUGUGCUCCUCAAUAAAAGAAAAAGCCAAAAUGCUCUAUUAACUGAUAUUAUUAUUUAUUUAACACGUCCGUGUUACCCGAAAAUUGGUAUGACUAAUUUUGACGGUAUUUUGCAUCAAAGCACUCGUGUAAGGAAACAAAAGAGUUUUAUGUUUUGUCACAUGUGUUGAAGAUUACACCCAACCCCGUGUUGUUAACUAACAUUCCUUGGUUAACUUAGUUUUUAUAUGAUAAUCCUUUUCCAGAUACAAGAUGGCAAAAAUAUUAAUAAUUUUCCUUAUAUUACAUCUAUUGGUUGACCUCGUUACCAUGGUACCGCUGAUGUCACCACAAGAUGUCCUGCGCGAGAGUCACGAGAAGGCGCCCACGCUAUUCGUGAUGAAGAAAACGCAACUGAAACACGACUGGUGCAAAACACGCGUUCUACAACAAGUCGUGAAGAGCGACGGAUGCCGGCCAUUACAAGUGCACAACAACUACUGCUACGGUCAGUGUAACUCCGUGUACAUCCCUCUGUCAGGAGAUACGAGUUCUUUCGAGUCUUGCGCAGUCUGUACACCCAUGCUGGCGUACUACAAAGUUGUCACAUUAAAGUGCCCCAGGAAAAUUGUCAAAUUCAAGCGAAAGAGAAUUCAAUAUAUUAAACGAUGUCGUUGCACUGCUGCUGAACUCACAGCUCUAAAUACUUAUGAAAAUCCAUAAAGGACGCUAGCUCUCCUCUAAAAUAAAGUGCUAUAGCCUUGCAUAUAGCAAUGUAACAGACUAUAAUAGUUGUGUAGUACGCAUGAGCAAUGGUAGCAAUAGUUGAAGUGCAGCCACUAACCUUUAAGGACUUUAAGAACUAAAACUGAGAACUUUAAGGGAUGACAUAAAUUACUGGUUGCCCAGUAUUUUACAUUGUAACCUUAUAUUACAUCAAUACUAAAUAUACAAUACAAUAAUACUUAUUAAACUAAAAUGUCUGUGUGAUAUAAGUGUUCGCAGUUCUUAAUAAGGUAUUUUAAUUAAAUGUUUUUCAUGAUUACAUAAACUAUUUUUGGUGGUGAUGUCAGGACUAUAAGUUGCUUCCAAAGUUGGGCUCCGCUGACAUAAAAAAGAAUGAAAGCCACACUUUGUGCAGAUCUUGGCACCACCUAUUAUGGUAUUCCUGGCAAAUGUAAUAUUUCAGUUAAUAUCCUAAGAAAAAAUGUAAUAUAUGUUUG